Patella vulgata (common limpet) is the source of this 1002-nucleotide messenger RNA. RefSeq lists its product as uncharacterized. The transcript has a single exon. Gene Ontology annotation, molecular function: calcium ion binding. The record is from RefSeq and is a predicted model, not a curated record. NCBI's taxonomy places the organism in Eukaryota, Metazoa, Mollusca, Gastropoda, Patellidae. Bases 1 to 1002 code for a protein of 333 amino acids.
AUGGAUGGUGAUGGCAUUCCUGAUUAUUUAGAUGAUGAUGCAGAUGGUGAUGGCAUUCCUGAUAAACAGGUUGAUUCAGAUGGUGAUGGCAUUCCAGAUUAUUUAGAUGAUGAUGAUGAUAAUGAUGGAAUCCCUGACAACAUGGAAGAUGAUGAAGGCUGUACAAAAAACAAGAGAUGUGGCAAAAUUGCAGUGAAGAGAAGGAAGAAGAAGAUUUCAGAUGGUGGAUCUACUACACUAUUUUCACGUGUAGCUAAAGUUCUGAAGAAAAUGAUUAUUGAAACUGAUGAAGAUGAACAAGAUGAAGAAAGUCCCAGUGAAAAAUACCAAGAGGACACCCAAGAUGUGCAUAAAAAACAACAGGCCCACAAGGAGGAAUAUGACUUAGUCAACAUUCUGAAAACAACAUUUUUCGGUGCUGAAGCAGACACGGAUGGUGAUGAUGACGAUGGUGAUGACAACCCAGGUACAAAUGGUGACAGCGAGUCUAAAAAAAAAGCCCAAAUUCCUAACCAGCAAAAACAAAAACAACCAGUAGUACACCAGACUCAACAGAAAAAAGUAGACAUUAAAAUGAAAAUAGCCCCUAAGACCAUUAAACCCAUUCCACAAGCAAAAAAGCCAGUGCAAGCAGCAAAACCUGUUCAACAAGCAGGGAGGAAGCCUGUCCAAAAACCUGUGGUGAGUAAGAAACCUCCAAGUGCUGCUAUUAAAAAACCGGUUGUGCCUGUUAAAAAUAUAAACAAAAAGUCUCCUACUCCUGCUCAAAAAACUGUUAAACCCCAAACAACUAAACAACAAGCAGUUGUUAAGCAAAAAGCUGUGAAUCAACCAACAGCUGCUAUUAAAAAACAACAAUCUGCACAAGCUAAACCUAAACAGCCAGUAGUACAACAGCAACAAAAAGUUAAACUAAAUAAAGUUCCCAUCCAGAAAGUCAAUAUCAAACAAGCACAACAACAGGCUCAAGCACAAAUAAAGAAAAGAAAAGUAGGACAGUAA